CCGGAGUGCCCGCGGAGCGCGGCUCGGCGCUGCUCGGCUGCGCGAUGAGGACGACAAACCGACGCGUGGAUAUGGAGACCGCACGACCCUCGCCGAUCUUUUCUGCACGCGGGAUGUGACGGCGGGUCGAGACAAGACGGGGGGGAAACGAACUAUUUGCGCGUCUUUUCCACCCGUGGAGUGGGAGGUUGCCACUUUUGGAUUCCCAGCGUGGAGCAGCUUGUUUCAUUGAUCAACGAGGUCCAAAGUGCGCACACGUUCUGGAGCUGUGUGACAUUUGGGGUAUUUUUCCACCAGUGGACAUAAACUGUCGCGCUAACAAGUGGGGAUUUUUUUUUUUUUAUCGUUUUGGAUGCACAUGAGGACAACGCAUGACGCUUGGAUUUUAAUCGCAGCGAGGUGCAGGUCUGCAUGGACCAUCUUUAAGCUCUCCUCAGAGGAACUGAGUCUAAAAUGAAUUUAUGGGAUGUGGCGGCCAUGUGUUUGUUGCUCCUGAGCUCUGUCGCUACCCGGCCCCUUUACCAAAACACCCAGCCAGCCAAGAGGACCUUGUUCUACUCUGAUUCACUACACCAGUCCGCUGAGGACCAGGGGGCCAACUUGAUGAUGCGCAGUGCUGAGAGCAACCUGCAGGAGAUCUCCAAGGAGGAUCAAUAUGAUGUAACGAGUCCUUAUUCAGAGCAGUUUGACGAUGUCAUGGACUUCAUUAAGGCAACUAUCGGCAGAUUGCGACGAUCCUCCGAGUCCCGGGGCCCGAGGGAGCGGGAGCAAAGACAGAGGGGGGCGGCAAACACACGAGGCGAGAGGAAACGAGGCCGGAGCAGAGGCGGUGGGACCAGAGGCAAAGCGGGGCGAGGCGAACGGGGUAGGGGGAGGACAUCGGCCCGUCCCGGCCGAGGCUGCCUCCUAAAGGAGGUCCACCUCAACGUGACGGACUUGGGUCUGGGCUACCAGACCAAAGAGGAGCUGAUCUUCCGCUACUGCAGCGGACCCUGCGCCGAAGCCGAGACCAACUACGACAAGAUCCUCAGUAACCUCAGCCACGGCAACAAGCUGGACAGGGACGUGCCCUCUCGCACCUGUUGCCGGCCGGUCGCCUUCGACGACGACUUGUCCUUCUUGGACGAUAACGUGGUCUACCACACGCUUAAGAAACACUCGGCCAAGAGGUGCGCUUGUGUGUAAGACACGUUCAACGAUGGAGCUAACAAAGAAAAUACUGUUACAUUUCCUCAUUUUUCUGUUUUUCUAAAAAAAAAAAGUUUCUUUCAUCUGGAAAGCCUCCCAGGAUUAACCCUUUCUUUCUUUGUUUGGUGAGGACUCUUUCGGACUCAACAGGAUUCAGCAGACUCCACACACCAUCAUAUGAAUAUUUAGACGUACUGUAUAUAAAUCUCUCUCUAAAUAUACAGUAUCUAUAAAUGUAUGUAUACGCUUGUGUGUAAGAGGUAUAUUUAUUAAGAUGGAAUUAACUUAUUGUUAUUUAUUUCACUUAGGACACAAGAUGUUGUCUUUAUUUAUUGAGACGCUUGGUUUGGACGCUGUCAUGAUGUUCAUGUACAUUCUGGAAGCUUCCUCCUUUCAAACUCCCCCCGAAAACAAGUUACAUUUAGAUGAGACUAGCCAUGAAUUUGUCAUAUUUUUACCCCCGUUGCUGCUUCUCGUCAAAAAUCAACCCGCAAAUGUUCCCAUCCUCUGAGGGUAGUAUCAGAAAUGACCACUAAUUUGCAGACUUAUCCGAGGAUUGUUCUAUCUUUUACCAGUUUGACGGAAAUUCUGCAAGAAAGGGGAGAAAGACUCGGGACCAAAAGACAGAUGGUCAGAAAUGGUUUUUGUUUGUUUUGUUUUUUACUUUUUGUUUGUCUUUACUUUGGAUGCAAGACUGAUGAUUUGGCACGUGACCAAGUGGAAACAUCUCGAACUGUGGAGUCAAAAUUCCUUUUCACACAUCAAAUCAUUUUUUUUUUCCGUGUCCUGUCUUCUUUUACGUCUCUGAUGUACCAAUUUUGCAGAAAGUGGCUAGAGACUCGGGACCAAAAGAAGCCAAUGGCAAUCUUUUUUUUUUUUUUUUUGUCUUCACAGUCCUGUCCACUGGUUGCAUGUUUACAAGGAGUCGUAAAAAAAACA
Molecule: messenger RNA, 2127 nt
Organism: Syngnathus acus (greater pipefish)
Lineage: Eukaryota; Metazoa; Chordata; Actinopteri; Syngnathiformes; Syngnathidae
Gene: gdnfa
Product: glial cell derived neurotrophic factor a
Exons: 3
Coding region: 454-1185 (243 amino acids)
Biological process (GO): negative regulation of neuron apoptotic process; positive regulation of branching involved in ureteric bud morphogenesis; peripheral nervous system development
Molecular function (GO): growth factor activity; glial cell-derived neurotrophic factor receptor binding; receptor tyrosine kinase binding
Source: RefSeq, a predicted model, not a curated record